Hippocampus zosterae (dwarf seahorse) is the source of this 3124-nucleotide messenger RNA. It is a transcript of the gene pde7a, whose product is annotated as phosphodiesterase 7A. The transcript is spliced from 12 exons. Gene Ontology annotation, molecular function: 3',5'-cyclic-AMP phosphodiesterase activity. NCBI's taxonomy places the organism in Eukaryota, Metazoa, Chordata, Actinopteri, Syngnathiformes, Syngnathidae. The coding region runs from base 951 to 2432 and encodes 493 amino acids. The record is from RefSeq and is a predicted model, not a curated record.
UUAUUGUGUGUGGCUCCCCCACAACAGCACCAUCUCUGGCAGGUGGUGUCGCCCUUUAAGGAAACAGCAGCCGGGAGACCGUUAAUGUCCAUUUUGAAUCUGAAGCGUAAAAUAAACGGUGCUUUUUGUCUCUCUUUUUUUUCAAGCUGAAAUAACUAUUUGUAUCCAUGGCCAUGAUUCGUCUUGACAAGCCACCGGGAACGCAGCGGACGAGCUAAGGGCAAGAACGCCGGGGUUCCCCCUUCCUCUUCUUCGAGCCCGGUUGCCACUUUUGUCGUCAAAAGGAGCUAGCGACGUGUUGAACCCGGGCGGAACCGCGAAUGAGCAAGUGAGGCCGAGGGGAAUAGAAGAAGACACCCCCACUCCAUUGCCAACAACCAGCACCACAACGCCACGGCGGUUUGUCGAGCUCUCAUCACCCGGACUUGGGCUCUCCCCUCGGCGGCGAUUUGUCAACGUGAGACGUCGAAGCUCAAUUUUUGUUCGGGGGUGGAAGUGAGCUUUUUUUUGUUGUUGCUGUUGUCGCUAUUAUUGUCCGUUAACAUGCGGAGCUCAAAAAGCAGAGGACCUUCGUUUUUGCUUUGAAAAGGAGGGAGGAGGAAAAGGUGGGGGCCGGGGGGGCACAAAAAAUGAGGAAGCGUCUUCAUAAAGACCCCGAAAAUGACAAGGUCUCGUUGUCUGUUGGGUCCCCGGGCCUGGAUUUGAGUAGAACGAGGAGGAAAGGCUCUCCUUGAGGUUUUUGUUUGUAAUCUGUCUUUAUUGGCCUCACAAUGACACCAAAGGAGCUCAAAUGGUGUUUUUUCCCCCAAUGGAAGUUGUGCCAGAGUGGCCCACAAUGAACAGAAACACUUGAAACCUGGACAGCACAUCAUAUUAUUGACAUUUCUUUGGUUGCUAUAUAUAUUUUUUAUUUUUUACAAGUAUUUCUUUGUUAUCUCCCCGAUUAUUCAAUGGAAGUAUGCUAUCAGCUACCGGUGUUGCCUCUGGACAGGCCAGUUCCCAAGCACGUCCUGAGCCGCAGGGGAGCCAUCAGUUUCAGCUCCAGUUCCUCACUCUUUGGGGCCCCAGACCCCAGACAGCUUUCACAGAGACGCGGGGCCAUCUCGUACGACAGCUCGGACCAGACGGCGCUGUACAUUCGCAUGCUAGGAGAUGUGAGAGUAAGAAGUCAGGUUGGAUUUGAACCGGAACGCCGAAGCUCCCAUCCGUAUCUGUGCAUCGACUUCCGAAAUCUUCACACGCGUCUGGGCGGCGAGUCGGAAGCAACGGUGGGCUCGACCCCUGAGAGAAGGGUGCGCCGGCUGCUCAGCCUCCAGAGGUACCUGCACUCGUCCCGCCUGCUGCGUGGGACCGCCCAUCAGAUCCCGCUCCCCAUCCUCGACGAGGACUACACUGGACAGGCCCGCUGCAUGCUGGAGAAAGUGGGCAACUGGAAUUUUGACAUUUUCCUCUUCGACAGGUUGACAAAUGGAAACAGCCUGAUCACGCUGACGUUCCACCUGCUGGACCAGUACGGCCUGGUGCAGCUGUUCCGCCUGGAUGUGGUUCGGCUGUGGCGCUUCCUGGUCCUGGUCCAGGAGGACUAUCACGCCCACAACCCGUACCACAACGCCGUGCACGCCGCCGAUGUCACGCAGGCCAUGUACUGCUACCUGCGGGAGCCCGCGUUAGCCAAGUCUCUGACGUCGUACGACAUCUUGCUGGGCCUGCUGGCCGCCGCCACUCACGACCUGGACCACCCUGGAGUCAACCAGCCUUUCCUCAUCAAGACUGACCACUAUCUGGCUUCACUCUACAAGAAUACCUCAGUUCUGGAGAAUCACCACUGGAAGUCUGCCGUGGGUCUGCUCAGAGAGACGGGACUCCUCUCCCACCUGCCUGCCGAAGACAGUUUGAGCCUGGAGAGGGAUUUGGGCUCGUUGAUCCUGGCCACGGACAUCAGCAGACAGAAUGACUACCUGUCCAGGUUCCGUCUGCACUUGGACCAGAGCAACCUGUGCUUGAGCAGCGCCAGCCACCGACACUUUGUGCUACAGAUGGCUCUGAAGUGCGCCGACAUCUGUAACCCGUGCAGACCGUGGGAGCUGAGCAAGCAGUGGAGUGACAAAGUCACAGAGGAGUUCUUCCAACAAGGUGACGUUGAGAAGAAGCACAAACUGGAAGUCAGCCCACUUUGUGACAGAGCCACGAACACAGUGGGCAACAUUCAAAUCGGGUUCAUGACGUAUGUGGCGGAGCCCCUGUUCGCCGAGUGGUCUCGCUUCUCGGACACGCGUCUGUCCCAGACCAUGUUGGGACACAUGGGCCUCAACAAGGCCAGCUGGGGCAGCAGAGAACAAAGCCCGAGCCCAGAUCCGCCGCCAACACCACCACUAGCGCAAGCCUCUCCAAAGACAAACCUCAGGGAAGGGGAGUAUUCUGACGCCUCUUGACACACACACACACACACGCAAACGCGAACACGCAGACACACUGGGGGGAGCGCCUUGAUCCCGUUAGGUUUGAUUACAACUUUUUUUUUUCCUUUUUCUUCCUCCUCCGCUAAACCACUGAUUUUAUUUAAUUUAUUUAAUUUGAAUUGUUUUUGGACAUAGAGCAAUACGUAGAUACCUCAUUUGGCGCCUGCUGUAAUUUCCCUUCCUUUUUUUUUCCUUUUAACUUUUUUUUUUUUCGUUUUAAUUUAUUUGUCACUCCUGAAGACAUUUAAAGUGCCAUUUGAUGCCGAGUAUUCACACAAGACGCGUAUGCAGUGUAUGUACGCGUGCGUGGGUCACUUUUGUAUUGAUUCUUCCUCCAAAAGUGACGAGCCCAGUCGUUUGCUGCCUCUCGACCAACCCAGACUGUUUACUACUUCUUCUUCUUUUUCUUCUUCUCCACGCCACACGCACACUCUCACUCCUGGAAGCACAAACCAGCUGAAGCCACACGCAUGCGCACAUUGUUUGGGGGGGGGGGGUGCAAGCAAUUAAAGCCAUACUAAAAAAAAAAAAAAAAAAAAAAACACACUCAUACACACGACUCUCACUCACGACCACUUUUUAGAAACACAAAGCAGUUGAAGCCAUACGCACAGGGCUGGCUUGCCCGUCUGGCGAGACAGGCAAAUGCUUCGGAGGUGGGGGGG